CGCCAACUUAUCAAAAUGAUAUAUAUUCCUUCGGCAUUCUUUUAAAUGAGAUCAUGACAGGUUUAUCUCCUCACCACAAUAUUACUAUUAAGCGUCUUAUUGCUCGAUGCAGUGAUUCAGACCCUACUCGACGCCCAAAGAUUGAUGAAUUAAAUGAUAUACUAAGACACAUGAAUUUUGAAACAAUCGAAAAAUAUCAUAUGCCUGUUGAGAUGGGAAAUCAUAUUAGCAACGAUGAAUCCGGCAAUCAUUUUCAAAGACUUUCACCCUUAACUGUACUCCAACAACUACUACGUUCUAGGAUCUUUCCUUCACCCAAAACUCUCAUUUGUAAGCCAUUUGAAGAUCACGAUUUCACUAUUAGAUCUUGGGAUAAGCCACAAUAUGAGACAAUGCUCGGAUUUAAAGCUUGUUUCCCAAAUAAUGAUCGUGAAUAUGGGUUAUUUGAAGAUCGUGAAGAUGAGUUACUUGAAGACUUUGAAUAUCGUGAAUAUCGUGAAUAUCAUAAGUUACUUAAAGAUGAAUAUCGUGAACAUCAUAAGUUAUGUCGUGAACGUAAGUUACUUAAAAAUGAAUGUCGUGAACGCAAGUUACUUAAAGAUGAAUAUCGUGAAUAUAAGUUACUUGAAGAUCGUGAAUAUGA
Messenger RNA from Racocetra persica, 643 nucleotides. The record is from the annotation of a GenBank genome assembly. Lineage: Eukaryota; Fungi; Glomeromycota; Glomeromycetes; Diversisporales; Gigasporaceae.